GCUAAAUUUGUACUUCCGUAUACAAAUCCCAUCAAUAUAUUCUGCAGAUCCUACGCCACCAAUUCCUCUCUCUAAUAGUCUCGAGCUUGGUUUGAUUCCUCCCUAACCUAGCUAUUCGUCGUCUUACUCCAAAGUGCUCAUUUUCGUGCAGAGAUCGAAAAGAAGAGAACAGGCUUAGCAAUGGGAUCGAAAUGGAAGGGCGACGAUGGCGCGAGUCCUGGGAAGAUAUUCAUCGGAGGAUUGCCAAAAGAUACAAAUUAUAAUACAUUUAAUAAGCACUUUGGAGAAUAUGGCGAGAUUACAGACUCAGUGAUAAUGAAAGAUCGGUACACUGGGCAACCAAGGGGUUUUGGAUUUAUCACCUAUGCUGACCCUUCAGUUGUUGACAAGGUUAUCGAGGACACCCAUGUCAUUAAUGGAAAACAGGUUGAGAUCAAAAGGACCAUUCCAAAAGGCUCUGGACAAUCAAAAGACUUCAAAACAAAGAAGAUAUUUGUUGGUGGUAUACCAUCAAGUGUCAGUGAAGACGACUUCAAGAAUUUCUUCUCCAAGUACGGGAAGGUGGUUGAACACGAGAUUAUACGAGAUCACGAGACCAACCGUUCUCGGGGUUUUGGAUUUAUAAUAUUUGACAAUGAGGAAGUUGUUGACGACUUGUUGUCACAUGGUAAUAUGAUAGAUAUGUCUGGUACCGAGGUGGAGAUCAAGAAAGCAGAACCAAAGAAAUCCUCAAAACCACCCCCAGCUCCUGGAUAUGGUAGCAACUCUAGGAAUCGUUCUUUUGGUGAUGGCUUUGGCGAAUCAUACAGGGGUUUUGAUGGUGGGUUUGGCCCUGGUCCUUAUAGGACGCCUGGAGGUUUUGGCAGUAGGCUUGGUGGAUAUGGUGGGUAUGGUAGUGCUGUUAGUGACUAUGGCGGCUAUGGAGGUUUUGGCAGCAGUAGCCUAGGAGGUUACCGAGGUGAAUCUUCCCUUGGUUAUUCUAGCCGCUUUGGACCUUAUGGUGGUGGGUUUAGUGGGGGUUAUGGUGGUAGUGGACUAGGUGGUUAUGGCCCAACCGAAGGCUAUGGCAGUUAUGGAGGUUCAGACUAUGGUGGUGGUUAUGACUCUGGUCCAGGUGCUAGUUAUGGUGGAACAGGUGGGCUUUAUGGGCGGGGAGGCUAUAGUGGCAGUAGUCGCUACCAUCCUUAUUCAAGGUAGAAAAAGAGGCACUAUAAGGCAGUUGCUCUUAGAAGUCUCUCAGAGGUUUGUCUAGUCUAUUGUGUUUUGACUCAUGCAUUGAUAGCUACUUUCUCAGCCCUAAGGUGUUUUCUGCCAUGUCAAAUGAGGAAGCUUACAAGACCAGAGGAAUUUAGAAGACUGCUUUCUCUAUUGUAAUUUAGAAACCUUAUAGAUGUGUUUUGUUACUUGUUUGGCGUCUGGUUGUGUUCUUCUAGAAAUGAUUGUCCUUUAGCGCGUUCUUUUGGUUGUCUGACUCUUCCCUAGUUUGAUCUUUAGAUAUUUAUCGUGUAAGAACUAUGGUUAGCUGUUAUGUUUUCUUUAGCAUUUUCACUUGAAUCUCAUUACUUAAAUGUUUAGUUGAUCUUAGAUAGGAAGUUCUUCUGUUAUGGUUAGUUUGACAUUUCAGGAUUGCUAUAGUCAAGGCGUCCACAUUAGCUAUGCACUGGCUAGCAGGUUUGGAAGUGUUCUAGAGAGAUGUCUUGGUUAAAAUGUGGCAGGACUUCUGGUCUUAAUGCUAUUGGUGACAGGGGUAUGCAUACGUGCUUUGUGUUUAAGAGCUCAUAGUAUUGACUCUCUUUGUGGUAUGAUAGACAAGGAUUUUGCUGCUUCCCCUUGUUAAGAACAAAAAUGGCUUCUGCCAUUGUUUAGCAUGAAAUAGUGCUUGACAUUACUUUCACCACGUAGUUUUGGGCAUUGAUGAGUGAGUGCUAUAUCAGAAAUAGCAUUAAUAAUGGCAAGUGGAACAGUUUUUUUUUCUUUCUAAAUGUGCUGUAAUUUUUCUAAGGUUUGUAGGAUAGGUGACCCUUAUAUUAUUUUCGGAGUCAUCAAUCUCCAUUUUU
Molecule: messenger RNA, 2057 nt
Organism: Ilex paraguariensis (yerba mate)
Lineage: Eukaryota; Viridiplantae; Streptophyta; Magnoliopsida; Aquifoliales; Aquifoliaceae
Source: the annotation of a GenBank genome assembly